Molecule: messenger RNA, 1522 nt
Organism: Drosophila ficusphila
Lineage: Eukaryota; Metazoa; Arthropoda; Insecta; Diptera; Drosophilidae
Gene: eIF3e
Product: eukaryotic translation initiation factor 3 subunit E
Exons: 3
Coding region: 105-1412 (435 amino acids)
Biological process (GO): translational initiation
Cellular component (GO): eukaryotic translation initiation factor 3 complex; cytoplasm; nucleus
Molecular function (GO): translation initiation factor activity
Source: RefSeq, a predicted model, not a curated record
CACUCUUUUCGCCCCUGGGCACACUGUUUGCCUUUCGCACGCGUAUUUUUCUGCCGAUUUUGCGUGUAAAUUUUUUGUGAAAACGUAGUUAAAACGCAGAAACCAUGGCCAAUUUCGAUCUGACACGCAUCAACUGUCAAUAUUUGGACAGGCAUUUGACCUUCCCGCUGCUGGAGUUCUUGUGCGGCAAGGAGAUCUACAACCAGCAGGAGCUGCUGGAGUACAUCCUGGAGACGGUCAACAAGACGAACAUGAUCGAUUACACGAUGGACACCCGCAAGCGUCUCAAUCUCAGCCAGGAGAUGCCUGAGGAGCUUGUGCAGCGCAAGGCGGAGGUCCUGGCCACCCUCAAGCAGCUGCAGAACGAGGUGGCGCCCAUCAUGAAGGCCACCGACAUCCUCAAGAAUGGUGAGAGCAUGAAGGACUCCAAGACCUUCGUCAACGCCCUGCAAAAGGACUACAACUUCAAGGUUGAGCACCUGGAGAGCGCCUACAAGCUGGCCAAGUACCUCUACGAGUGCGGUAACUACCAGGAGUCCACCUCGUACCUCUACUUCUGCCUGAUCGUCAUGUCGCCCAACGACAAGAACUACCUCAAUGUACUAUGGGGUAAGCUGGCUGCUGAGAUCCUGACCCUCAACUGGAACACCGCCUUGGAGGAUCUGACGCGUCUGCGUGAUUACAUCGACAGCGCAAACUUCAGCACCAUUCAGGCUCUGCAGCAGCGCACCUGGCUGAUCCACUGGUCGGUGCUGGUCUUCUUCAAUCACCCCAAGGGACGCGAUCUCAUCAUCGAGAUGUUCCUGUACAAACCCCUGUAUUUGAAUGCCAUCCAGACGAUGUGCCCGCACAUCAUGCGCUACUUGGCGACCGCCGUGGUGAUCAAUCGUACCCGUCGCAACGCUCUGAAGGAUUUGAUCAAGGUUAUCCAGCAGGAGUCGUACACGUACCGCGAUCCCAUCACCGAGUUCUUGGAGUGCCUGUACGUGAACUUUGACUUCGAGGGAGCCCGUUUGAAGCUGCACGAGUGCCAAACGGUGAUCAUCAACGACUUCUUCAUCGUGGCCUGCCUGAAUGAGUUCGUGGAGGAUGCUCGUUUGAUGAUCUUCGAGACGUUCUGUCGCAUCCACCAGUGCAUCACCAUCAGCAUGCUGGCCGAUAAGCUGAACAUGAAGCCAAAUGAGGCCGAGUGCUGGAUCGUCAACCUCAUCCGCAAUGCCCGGCUGAAUGCCAAGAUCGAUUCGAAACUGGGCCAUGUGGUGAUGGGCACCCAGCCGCUGAGUCCGUACCAACAGCUGGUGGAGAAGAUCGACUCCCUGUCCAUGCGGUCGGAGCAUUUGGCCGGUUUGAUUGAGCGCAAGAGCAAGCAGAAGCAGAACCAGGAAUCAGUCGACUCCUGGAAGUACUACUAGAUUGCUGACAUUUUUAAAACCCCAACUAAGUUAAGACACUUUGUACCCUUUAAAUACCGAUGAUUGCGCGCAGUCGAGCGAAUAAACCAACAUCACACCCGUUCGCUCAA